This is a messenger RNA of Fomitiporia mediterranea MF3/22, 3120 nucleotides long. Its product is annotated as ARM repeat-containing protein. Lineage: Eukaryota; Fungi; Basidiomycota; Agaricomycetes; Hymenochaetales; Hymenochaetaceae. The coding region runs from base 1 to 3120 and encodes 1039 amino acids. Gene Ontology annotation, biological process: protein import into nucleus. Gene Ontology annotation, molecular function: small GTPase binding. The record is from RefSeq and is a predicted model, not a curated record. Gene Ontology annotation, cellular component: cytosol; nuclear envelope. The transcript is spliced from 20 exons.
AUGGAAUCUGAAAUUUUACAAUGCCUCGCUGCGUCGCUAAAUACGGAUCCUAACGCGCGCAUGAGUGCAGAACUCAAGCUGAAUGAGCUUUUUGCUAAGCCAGAGACGUGCCUUGCGCUCUCCUCUAUAACCAAUGCGCAGGAUAUCGACGUGUCUUUGAGGCAGAUGACAGUUAUCGUGCUUCAUAAAUACGUCAAGGAGAGGUGGUCUCCUGUCUUCCCAUCGUUCAAGGGUAAUCCUCCAUCUGUCGAGAUCAAAUCGCUCGUUCGGGAUGCUGUUUUUAAAGCAUUGUCGGAUCCGAACCGCAAGAUCAGAUCGUCUAGCGCACAUACACUGUCCCUCAUUGCGAAUGCUGACUGGCCAGACGAAUACCCGAACCUUCUGGCUUCUCUCAUUGGUCUUCUGUCUUCCUCAUCUCUGGAUUCCGUGCAUGGCUCUAUGCAGGUUUUCAAUGAAUUUAUUAAGACCGACCUUACGGAAGAUCAAAUCUUGCCUGUACUGCGCGAGCUUCUUCCUGUUCUGCUGAAUAUUCUCGGCUCUACACAGCAUACGCCGUUGACUCGGGCAAAAGCCGUUUCUGUUUUCAGACAAUGUAUCACGACCUUGUACAUGGUGAAGGAACAGCAUCCACAGGCAGUUAAAGAGGCUACCAGCUCAAUUCUUCCUGUCUGGAUUGACGCAUUCAAACUUUUGCUCCGAGCGUCUCCUGAAAAUGACGUUCAGAACGUGACUUCUUGGGAUGCUCUUGCUAUUCGAAUAGAGGUGUUCCGAGCCCUUGACACGGUCCACCUCGGAUUUGCCAAAUCAUUAGCACCUCAUUAUGACGAACUUUUGGACAUCGCGCUUGCUCAUUUACGUACUCUUUUACCUACAUUUUCGCGACAUUACCUGUCAAAAUCAUCAAUUCCGCCUCCUAGUGCCUCUGAGGAAGAGCCCAUAGAGUUAUCGAUGCUAGGCUGCCCAAUUAUCGAUUUCAUAGCGGUGAUCACGCGAAACAGCAAGGCAAAAUCGUGGCUGCAAUCUUCAAACGUUGAGAGUCUUAUUAUCGCAUUGUGUGGUUGGAUGCAAAUGACGGAGGAUGACGAGGAGAACUGGGGAAACGAUGCAAAUGCAUUUGUUGCACAUGAAGAUGACGAAACGCAGUCAUAUUCCUUGCGUGUCGCUGGCCUCGAUCUUUUAGCCAACCUUCUUGAGCGUGAGCCUGGUGUAACAGUGCAUGCGCUUUCGCAGGCAGUCAACCGGCUUGUUUCUGAGUCGCAGCAGGCUCGCAAAACCGGGAAUACCGAGUGGUGGCGACCUUUAGAGGCAGCUCUUGUAGCCUUGGGCUCCGUGUCCGAUGGCGUCACAGACUUCUGCGAAGAUGAGGAAGAAGCGGGAAGACCUAAGCCAAUCAAUAUUGAGGUCCUCUUGACGGAUGUUAUUCCUCAAUUGCUUUCUUUAUCCGACUGCCCCUUCUUGCAAGGUCGCAGUUUCGUCUUUGCAAGCCAAUAUUCCAAGUUGCUGCCGUCUCAGUUAGCAGAUCAGUACAUGUCUGCGGCAAUCACCGUUAUGGAAAAUGAGAAUGCAGGAAUUCCCAUCAAAGUCUCGGCUGUGAAAGCUAUCCAAAACUUUGCAUCUGGAAUGGAUGAAUCGAUUCUGCUUCCAGUCGCUUUCCAGAUUGCUAAAGAUCUGGGCCCAUUCUUGUUAGUGACAAAUGAGGACACGUUGUCCCUGGUACUCGAGACGCUGUCAUCUGUUGUAAAUGUUGGUAAGGGUGCAUGGAUAUCACCCGAGCUAGCCGAGCAGCUCUCGACGGCAAUGCUCCGGGUUUGGGUACAUAACAAUAAAGAUCCUAUCCUGAUUUCGAUUCUGACGGACAUCUUUACAUCUAUUGCUAGCUCUUCUAAACCAGACGUCUACCAGUCCGUCGUAAAGACUUCAUUGCCAAAUCUGUGCAACGCUAUAACCACAGCGAAAUCGGACGAAUGUUGGGUUACUAGUUCCGCGAUCGAGUUAGUAACUAGUUUAGUGGAAGGUGCCCCUGAAGGUGGUCUAGGCGAAGGCUUCUUUGCGACGCUUGCCCCAUGUCUAUUCGAGUGUCUGCGCACGGCGGAGGACAGAGAUGUUCUGCAGAACGGAGUCCUGUGCUUGACAUGGAUUGUACGGAAAGACGUCAAACAAAUUCUGGAAUGGCGGGACUCUUCUGGGCAGAGUGGCGCAGACAGAGUUCUCGCAGUGAUUGCGAAACUGCUUGAGAACGAAGACGAGAGUGGCGGUCUCGUCAUCGGAGACUUAAUUAUCCAUCUUCUGCGUCGUGCAACUUCUUCCAUUGUUCCUGUCUUGCCUGAGUUACUUCAGGCAAUGGUUCGCAGGAUGCAGACAGCGAAAACUGCAACUUUCGUACAGAGCCUCGUUAUUCCCUUUGCAUUUUUAGUCCAGAGCGAACGUGAUACUGUCCUUUCCCUUCUUGAAGGCAUCGAUGUAAACGGCCGCUCUGGCCUGGAUAUUCUGAUCCAAACAUGGUGCGAGAAUGCUGAAGUGUUCCAAGGCUUCUGGCCAAGUCGUGUCAGUACCCUGGGCCUCUGUCAGCUGUUUGCAUCGGAACGUCCUAGCUUGCAGAACCUCACUGUCAAAGGAGAUAUCAUUGUCACUCCGGAAACAAGGGAUGUCAUUGUCACACGUUCGAGGGCCAAGAAGACCCCUCACGAAUUCACAAAAAUCUCCUUCCCUGUGAAAGCUCUUAAGCUUAUCGUGAAUGACUUACGCUCAGAUGGUGAAUCGGCCACCAUGGGCACAAUCUCGGCCCAGGCUGGAGUGACUGGGUCGGAUGAUGGGGUUCGUGAAGAUGACUGGGAAGACGAGGACAGUGUGAAUCCGCUAAACAAGGACGAAAUAGCCUUCCUGUCCGACAUGCUAGGGCCACGCGCUGGUGCCUUUGACGAGGAUAACAUUCCGGAUGAUAUGGACGACGAAGACCUGAAGAACGACCCCAUUUCGCAGAUGGACAUGACUGCGCACUUGAUCUCGUUUGUGAAGGAAUGCGCGUCGCGGAAUGCGAAUGGCUUCGCCGAUAUUGUGGGCCAGAUGAAUGCGGAAGAGAUGCUUGUAGUCCAGCGUGUCGUUAAUGAGUCCCGAGGAUAA